Messenger RNA from Cutaneotrichosporon oleaginosum, 2700 nucleotides. RefSeq lists its product as uncharacterized. Lineage: Eukaryota; Fungi; Basidiomycota; Tremellomycetes; Trichosporonales; Trichosporonaceae. The record is from RefSeq and is a predicted model, not a curated record. Gene Ontology annotation, biological process: spindle assembly; meiotic cell cycle; mitotic cell cycle. Gene Ontology annotation, molecular function: gamma-tubulin binding; microtubule minus-end binding. Gene Ontology annotation, cellular component: centrosome; gamma-tubulin complex; equatorial microtubule organizing center.
AUGUCAUCAAUCACGCCGUUUACUCCACGGCCAUCGCGGAAUAGAAAUCAUUUGGGACUUUCUCGGGCUGAGGAGAAGCGCGUCACAGGUACGCUCGCCUCAGUUCGGCGCGUCGGCACCGCGGCUAUACGCGAGGAGCUCCAGGACACACCAGAUGCGGCGGCGAUGGCACUGGCGGAGGCGCGCAUAUCCGAGCGCGAGCAGCGUGAUCGACCAGAUAGUCGACGAAGCGAGCGACCUUCAUCGCGUUUCAAUCUCGACCGCGAUACACGACCAUCUUCCUCCGCAUCUCGACACCGGGAACCGCCACGGGGCGGAGAAGGGCUAGGACGCGAGCGUGAGCGGAAACAUGAAAGUGAACGUGACCGCGAGCGGGACCCACGAGAACGACGAGAUGUGCGGCGCGAGCGUGUGAUCGACGUGGAGAUCCGACACGUUGAGCGGGAGUCACCGGCGCCAGGCAGUCCCGCGCAGCCACGGCGACUGCUAGACGGUGUACCGCUGCCGGUGCAAGAGGCUUGGGUGUGCGAGGACUUUAUGUACCUCCUGCAGGGCGUAGAGGGGAGUCUCAUCACUUACGCGGAAGGAUACGACCCAUUGGAUGCCGAGCAACGGCUCAAAGGCGCUCGGUGGCGAGUCGACCCAAGUCUCGACCCGUCGCUCCUCAGCCUCGUCAAUCGUCUUCUUCCCCUCGCCACGUUCUUUACGUCGGUCGAGGCGUCCAUCGAGUUGCGCAACUCGCCUGAGUUUGGGAUGGUGUCACACGCGCUUGGGAGCGGAAUCCGUGGCAUGCUCAAGGAAUACCGUGUCCUUACCGCCCAGCUCGAGUCAUUGUUCAACUCGUCGUCUACGUUCACCCUCCAGACGCUUUACUUCCAUCUCCACCCUACACUGCACACGAUGUCGCUGCUGAGUUCAUUGUGCCUCGCACUUGAGACCGAGGAGACAGCGGGCGAAAGCGAAUCAGAUGACGACGACGACUUUGGUGGCAUGGCUGAUCAGCUCGGCCUUGGCGGGGAAGGGCUCAAGGGACUCAUGAAGAACCUCAAGGCGCAGGAAGCUGGCGGGUUGAUAGGCGGCGGCGGGCUCGUUGUCGGUGGCGAGGUGCUCGGAAUCAUAUGUGAGCGUGAGGCUACGAUGAGCGGCGACCCAACAGCGACAACACUUCACUCUCAACUGCUCCUGCACGCAUCUCAGCCGUACGUGCGCAUGCUCCUGCGCUGGAUCACGACCGGUUAUCUGUCCGACCCUUUCGACGAGUUUAUGGUCAAGGAGAGCGGACACAUCACCAAGGGUGUGUUGGAAAGCGACUACACAGAUGAAUACUGGGAACGGAGGUAUACGCUGCGAGACGGGUCAUCGCUGGCGGCCCCUAAGGCUGGGGGUGGCAAGGCGCCAUCCUUGACUACCGCCGUCCCAGCCCCGCGCACCGGCACGAAUCGUCUACCUGGCGGCGCCUGCAUUCCUGCCUUCCUGCAGCCGUGGAAGCACAAGAUUCUCCUUGCCGGGAAGUACCUGAACGUGAUGCGCGAAUGCGGGAUCGACGUCAAGAGGGAAGCGACGGCCGACAGCGACGAGCCCGUCGUCAUGAACGAGGCCAAGUUCUCCCGUCGCAUCGAGGACGCAUACAUACACGCCAACCAAAGCCUGCUUAAACUACUGGUCGAGGAGCAGGAGCUAAUCCCGCACCUCCGCUCACUCAAACACUACUUUUUCGCAGACCAGAGCGACUUUCUCACAAAUUUCUUGGACCUGGCAAGAGCCGACCUUACGCGCAAGCCGGCAAAAUCGGUGUCAAUCGUCAAGCUCCAAUCUCUUCUCGACCUUGCCGUGCGCAACCCGGCCUCGAGCUCGUCGAAUGACCCGUACAAGGACAACCUGAAGGUUACAAUGGCCAGCCAAGGUCUCUACGACUGGUUGCUGAAGAUUGUCUCGCAUCAGGGGACCACGUCCGAGGGCGACCUCGACUUUGGCACAGGCCUUGACUUCGACAAGCCCGAGGCCGCAUUAAUGGGCAUCGAUGCCGUGGCCUUCGACUACAGCGUAAAGUUUCCCUUGAGCCUCGUGAUCAGCCGCAAGGCAGUGACACGCUACCAGCUUAUCUUCCGCUUCCUUGUGCACCUGCAUCAUCUCGAGUCGGGCCUCAGCGAGAUGUGGCUGGAGCAGAAGGGCGAGCUGUGGCGUUCGUCCACAGGCAACGCCGACAUGGAGACGUGGAAAGUGCGCGUCUGUGCCUUGCGCGCGAGAAUGCUCGUCUUUGUGCGCCAGAUGCUUGCGUACGCCACGGCCGAGGUGCUCGAGUCCAACUGGCGCGCGCUCGAGGCCAAGCUUGCCCACGUCAGCACUGUCGACCAGCUGAUGCGCGACCACGUCGACUUUCUCGACACGUGCCUCAAGCAGUGUAUGCUCACGAACAGCAAGCUGCUGGGCGUGUACGCCAAGCUUAUGCGCACGAUCGCCGCAUUCGUCUCGUACCAGGACAACUUCAGCCGCGCGCUCACGAGCUUCCGCGAUGACCCGCUCACAGAGAGCGACGCAUACAAGUCGCAGUCGAGAUGGACGAUCCUCGAGAAGUUCGAGAUCAACUUCAACCACAACGCACAUCUCCACCUCGACGCCGUUACUCACAACGCUGGGUCCGAGAACGUGUCGCUCCUCGCCCUCGUCACGCGGCUGCACCAGACGACGAAGCGCAUGUAG